Messenger RNA from Siniperca chuatsi (mandarin fish), 1676 nucleotides. RefSeq names its product translational activator of cytochrome c oxidase 1 (gene taco1). The transcript has 5 exons. The coding region runs from base 221 to 1120 and encodes 299 amino acids. Lineage: Eukaryota; Metazoa; Chordata; Actinopteri; Centrarchiformes; Sinipercidae. Gene Ontology annotation, cellular component: mitochondrion. The record is from RefSeq and is a predicted model, not a curated record.
ACAACAAGGACAGCUGCGUGUUCUCCUGUCCGGAGCUUUCUAACUGUAAGUUAGAAAACUUCAGACUGUUUCAUUCAGACGUCAUUUAUUUAUCGACAUGAAAAUGAAUGUUUUCUAAAGUUAGAGGCCUCACAACUCUUGAACACAGUCUUUGCUCCACAUACAGCUGGUUACUGUAACACCGGAUUUAUUAACACGUUUGGUUGUGUGUGUGAAGGGCAUGGCGGGGGCGGCGGUUUUGAGGGCUCUCCGGACCCUGCGCCCCCGGACACUGGCCGCGACCUCAGGCAGAUUCCCGGCCGCGGUGGAGUCCGUCCUCCCGCCGGCUUCAUGUGCGUUGUACCCGCCGUGGAGGACCUCUCCAGUCAGGACGCUGCAGCUGUCCUCCGCCUUAUGUGCCGGACACAACAAGUGGUCAAAGGUGAAACACAUUAAGGGACCUAAAGAUGAGGCCAGGGGCAGGAUGUUUAUGAAGUUUGGUAUGAUGAUAAAGAUAGCUGUGAAAGAGGGUGGAUCCAACCCAGACAUGAAUUUAAACUUAGCCCACAUACUGGAGCAGUGCAGAGGCAAGAACAUGCCCAAAGCGUCUAUAGAGGCUGCAAUCAAGAGUGCGGAAAAAGCUAAACCAGCGUCUCAGCACAUGUUUGAAGCUCGGGGGCCCGGUGGAUGUCUGCUGCUCAUCGAGGUCCUGACUGACAACAACUCACGCAGCCACCAGGAAAUCAAACGGCUGCUUAACAAGAACGGAGGGAUGCUGUCAGAUGGAGCCCGCCACAACUUCAACAGGAGGGGGGUGGUGCUGGUGCCGGGCCACAACGUAUCAACGGAGCGAGCUCUGGAGCUGGCCAUUGAGGCGGGAGCCGAAGAUGUCCAAGAGACUGAGGAUGAGGAGGAGCAGCCCCUCCUGCAGUUUAUUUGUGAUAUGACGGACCUGAAGAAGGUGCGGGCCUCAUUGGAGGAGCUAGGAAUGCAGAUUACAUCUGCUGGGUUGGAGUUUGUUCCCCGCACCCUCUCGUCUCUGGACCAGGACCAGCUGGAUGCUGCUUCAACGCUAAUAGAAGCCCUCACUGAUUGUGCAGAUGUAGUUCGAGUGUGGGACAACAUCCACCCUGACAGCUGAGUACGCUUCCUGGACACUUGAUGGACACUGGAUAUCUUACAUGUGGAAUAUUUGAUUUCACAGAGAAAGGAUUUGCCAACAGUUACCCACUACUGUUUGUCAAAAUACCUCAUGCUGCCUAUCAUUGUCAGUGUGAAAAUAUGAGUGUAUCAGGCCAUUGUGAUGCUUUCUGUAUGGGAAAACAUUUGGAGGUGAAAUGAAAUUGUUAAGAUAUAAAGUGAUAUUUCUUAAGUGAAAUAACUUCCGCUUCUGUACCGUGGUAUAGAAGCACAAUUUGCCAAGUAGGUCUUUAAAAGUUGGUGAUAAGAGGUCCUUUCUCAUUGGCUGAUCAUUUAAAGGAUCCUACACAAGUGAAAUUUCACUUUUACUUGUUGAGGAAGGAAGCAUCCUUGUUCCUUGAUCCUUGUUAAUACAUAAGUAUUUAUGUAUUAACAAGGAUCAAUUUAAAAUCAAAUUUAAUUUAAAGAUCCCCUGUAGACAUAUACAAUAACUUGUGUCUGAUAUGGGUUUUCCACAAAAAGUUCAAUAACGUCAUUAAAAAAAAGUCUUAAACUCC